CCAGCACACAUUAAAAUUAGAGAAAAAAAAAGAAAGGACAUCGUCGUUCAGUUUUGUCAACCAAUUUAUAAUUCAGUUCACACUUUUCUUCUGCUUACGACUGGUACAUUAAUAGCUUAUACAUCGAUUAGAUACUUAAUCAAUCUAUAUAUUAGUUACUAUUAACACAUUAUUCCACUUCCACCACUUCAAAUUUACUUUUUGAUAAAUCCACAAUUAUAAUGUCUGCUUUAGAUAAAUCAUUAGAUGAUAUUAUUUCGUCCUCAAAGACAGCCAGAAGACCAGGUAAAAAAUUCGGUAGAUCUGUUACCACUAAAACCAACAAAGUUGGUAAGAAGGUUGGCGGUGCUAACACCAAAGCCAAGAAAGCCAUUGUUGCUAACUUCAAGAAAUCUGAACCAGUUGCCACUUUAAGUUCAGCUAUUGAUACCAGUUAUGCUACUAAGGUUGUUGCUUCAAAUUUACCAAAAGAUUUAAAACAAGAAAAUGUUAAGGAUUUUUUCCAAUCUCAAGUUGGUGGAGUUAUCAGCGUUGCUUUAACUUAUAAUGAAAAAGGUCAAUUCAGAGGUAUUGCUACUAUUAUAUUUAGAAAUCAUAAAUUAGCUUCUAAAGCUGUUGAAAAAUAUAAUGGUGCUGCCAUUGAUAACGGUUCAUCCAAAUUAAAAUUAGAAUUAAUUGUUGAUCCAUCUAAGAAACCAUUAACUUCUAGAAUCACUCCAAACAAACCUGUUGCCGCCGCUGGCCCAGCUAAAAAGAAGUUGUCUGCUGCCAAGAAAGCUAAUGCUACCCAAAAGAAUGCUAAAAAGCCUCAACAACAAAAGAAAAAAUCAGCUAAACCAAAGAAGAAGACUGUUGAAGAAUUAGAUCAAGAAAUGGCUGAAUAUUUCGCUUAAGUGUUGGUUGGUCUAGCCAAUCCUAUUGUAAUAUUCAUUUAUAAUUCUUUAUUGUAGCUUUAACACUCCCUUUUAAAAAAAAAGACAAAGUUGAGUGUUCUUUUAAAUAUGUUUAUUGUUAUGUUUUAAAAUAUAUAUAUAGUUAUAAAAAUUGGUAAAUUUUGCAGUUCGUAAAACUAAACUUUUGAGGCAACGCGUAUGCAGGAAAUUUUGCCCAGUUAGGAUACAA
Molecule: messenger RNA, 1122 nt
Organism: Scheffersomyces coipomensis
Lineage: Eukaryota; Fungi; Ascomycota; Pichiomycetes; Serinales; Debaryomycetaceae
Product: RNA-binding protein
Exons: 2
Coding region: 222-893 (223 amino acids)
Biological process (GO): mRNA export from nucleus
Cellular component (GO): nucleus
Molecular function (GO): mRNA binding
Source: RefSeq, a predicted model, not a curated record